Messenger RNA from Closterium sp. NIES-67, 955 nucleotides. The record is from the annotation of a GenBank genome assembly. NCBI's taxonomy places the organism in Eukaryota, Viridiplantae, Streptophyta, Zygnematophyceae, Desmidiales, Closteriaceae.
CUCACACGAAUAGCCCCUGGAGACCUAAGCUCUUCCACCGCCGUACUUGUACUUACGCCUAUCUCCUGCCUGCUCAUCCCAUAUUCACCAUCGUACUAGCACGUUGUCGCGUAGGCGCGCUCUACUUCUAGCACUCGGCUGAGUAGCCCAUGUUUCACAGCUCAGCGACGAAACUUGAUCUGCAAGCCGUGACGUCAGACAAACAGCAGUGGCGACAGUGGUGGGUGGACUGAUCAAUCGCCUAAAAUCUCGCGCUGAAUUCCGAACGAGGCCCUAGCUAUUGCGAGCGUGCGUCCUGAUAUGGCGUAUCAAGGGCCUCCUGUCACAGCGCCGCCCAAUCAAGGUUACCAUUUCAGUCGCGACGGUCACUUGUCCCCUCCCGACUGCGCGUCGCCAACAGAAGGGUUCACGAAUCCCCUUAGCAGCAGCACCAGCAGCCCCAGCUGCGGUCAUUACUACCACUGCGACUCGCCGCCGCCAUGCUACGGAGUGAUCGUAACGAACAAGGACGCCAGCGUCUAUGACAACUGCUGCGUCGCGCUAGUCUCGCUGCUCUGCUGCUGCUGCCUCAUGGACGCCUUCGUCUGAACGCCGUUGCUUCUGAUUGCCUUCGUCUAAUUUGGUGCCAUCACGGAUGCUCUGCUGCGGCACGAUGGACGCCUUCUGGCCUGAUGCCGCUGCUGCCAUCGCCGAUGCCUCUUCUGCAUCGUGAACGCUCGCGUCUGAAGCUGAGUGCUUCAUCUCAUCCGGCGUGGCUUUGCCUCUUUAUAGGCUGCGGCGUGAGGCAAAGCCUUGAGAUCAGAUCUUCCAGAAUCCCAUUUUUGACAGCCGCCCUAGUUCCUUCUGGUGGUGUUGCAAUAAGCCCCACACACAUACUGCGUUGAGUGUCUUGGCAUGAAUACUUUACAUUUGUUGCAAGUUGAGUACGACUACAUCAGUGCAAUUCCCACAACAG